Otolemur garnettii (small-eared galago) is the source of this 1755-nucleotide messenger RNA. RefSeq names its product coiled-coil domain-containing protein 14-like. The transcript has 3 exons. Gene Ontology annotation, biological process: protein localization to centrosome. Lineage: Eukaryota; Metazoa; Chordata; Mammalia; Primates; Galagidae. The record is from RefSeq and is a predicted model, not a curated record. The annotation marks the transcript as partial. Gene Ontology annotation, cellular component: centriolar satellite.
AUGCACCGUAGGAGAGGGGCCAAGAAGCCCCAAGAGCCCAAGGCGGUUGAUUCUUAUUAUUGUGCAGCGAAUCUUCCCUGGGUUUGGGCUUCUCUGAAACUGCGAGAGAUGGUCAGGUCCGGAUGUCGACCAGGCCAGGUGUUAUCUUCAGGAGCACAUGCUGGAUCUACUAAAUUAACAAAUGGGAAGAAAGGGACCCAUUUAAGAAAAAUAACACAUUUCAGUGCAGAUUCUGGCCAUUCCACCAAUUCUGAUUCAGCAAGUCAGACUGAAGCUGUACAAGGCCUUGAUCGUUGUGCUUCUUUGCUACAGGACAUUUUGAGAAAUGAAGAUUCAGGUUCAGAAAUAGUGUACUCAGAAAAUAGAUCUAAUCCUAGACCUUUAGAAGGCAAAAGAUAUGGAUAUAAAAAGAAAGGAUUUGAGAAACAUACUUUUCCUUUAGGAGCCCAGAAGGAAAUGACAUCUUCACGGAAUAAGAAAAAGAUACCUAAUGAAACUUCUGCUGGAAGUGGAAAAGACAUAUCAGACUUACCACAAAACUGGUCAUUACAAGAUCAUUAUAGGAUGUAUUCACCCAUGAUAUACCAAGCCCUCCAUGACCACGUGCAGACUCAAAUGUCACUGAUGAAAAACUUUGCUUCAAAGAAGAACACCAGUGGAAUUUCCCUUGUACCUGGCCAUUCUGGGUCUGGGUCUGGUUCUGAAUCUCAGGCAGCUUCAGAUUCUAAUUAUGGCUCAUAUACCUCCCGCUCAGUCUGGUCACCUCAGCAACCAUCCUGCCCUCAAGUGGUUCAUUCUGAAGUUCAAACUGAUGAUGACAACCAGUUUUCAUCACAAACUAAAACGGUUCCUGUGAACUCUGCUGAUUGUCUAAGGAAUUCAUUUAAUACCAUUCCUGGAGUUCCUUGUAGCCUUCCCCAAACUGACACAUCUGCUAUUCCAACUUUUCAGCCCCUGGGCCUUGGUACCAGGAUUCUACCACAGCAAGGAGUUCCUAAGGAAGCAGAUCUGCUAAAAUGUUUUCAAACAUAUAUGUCUCUCUUUCAAUCUCAUGGGAAAGAAACUCAUUCAAAAGGUCAGAUGCACCGAAGCCCCAUUCCAUCACUGCCACCUGUUUGGGCCACUAAUGAAGAAAAACGUGCCAAAGGACAAAUUAGAGAGGCCACAAGUGAAGGGAAAGAUUUAAACAUAGGUGUGCGAGAUGCAAACAUAAUCAAGGAUGUACAGAAGGCAAAAAAUGUGAACCAAACUGCUGAAAAAGUUAGAACUCUAAAGUAUUUGUUGAGAGAACUCAAGGCCCUGGUAGCAGAACAAGAAGACUCAGAAGUUCAUAGGUUGGUUACAGAAGUGGAGGCAUGUGUAUCUGUGCUUCCAGCAGUAAAUGGAAUUACAGAUAUCCAAUUUGAAAUAGCACUGGCCAUGCAACCAUUAAGAAGAGAAAAUGCUCAGUUACGAAGGCAGUUGAGAAGUUUAAACCAGCAACUUAGAGAACAAGAAAAAACUCCUAAGGUGUCUGGUACCACGGAAUGCAACCUUGAAUUGUUCUCUCUUCAGUCAUUGAACUUCUUCCUGCAAAAUCAAUUGCAGGAGACAUUGAAGAGUCAGGAAUUACUACAGAGUAAAAAUGAAGAGCUCUUAAAAGUGAUUGAAAAUCAGAAGAAUGAAAGCGUACAAUUUAGUAAUAUGUUUAAAGACAAAGAGCAAACGAUAGUUGAAAAUAAACAGCAAUUUGACAUUGAGAUGACAAAAAUAAAA